Molecule: messenger RNA, 1972 nt
Organism: Cinclus cinclus
Lineage: Eukaryota; Metazoa; Chordata; Aves; Passeriformes; Cinclidae
Gene: TBX18
Product: T-box transcription factor 18
Exons: 8
Coding region: 194-1972 (592 amino acids)
Biological process (GO): regulation of transcription by RNA polymerase II; positive regulation of DNA-templated transcription; somitogenesis
Cellular component (GO): nucleus
Molecular function (GO): DNA-binding transcription factor activity, RNA polymerase II-specific; RNA polymerase II cis-regulatory region sequence-specific DNA binding
Source: RefSeq, a predicted model, not a curated record
AAAACCAACAAAAAAAAAACCCCAACAAAACUUGGCUGAUAACUCGGAUUUAAAAAGAAAGGCGAGGAAAAGCCCCAGCCCCUUGCCUGCGCGGUCGGGAGGACGGGAGGGCGGCCGGCGCGGCGGGCCGGGCGCGGGUGCCGGUGCCGGCGGCCGCGGGGCGCCUGGAUGCACGGGCUGUAGGGUGGAGGGCAUGGCCGACAAGCGGCGGUCCUCGCCAGGCACCACCAUGAGCCUCAAGGCUCACGCCUUCUCCGUGGAGGCUCUCAUCGGGGCCGAGAAGCAGCAGCAGCAGCAGCAGCCGCCGCAGCGGCAGCCCAAGCGGCGGAAGCUGGGCGGCGAGGACGAGGCUGCGGAGGACGAAGGCGGCAGCGGCUGCUGCGCCAAGAGCUCUCCCGCCGCUGCCACCGGCAGGACCUGCGGCGACAUGGACCUGGGCUGCGCCGCCCGCGCCCCCGCCGGCGGCUGCGAGGAGGGUUUCCUGGCGGCCUCCCCGCCCGCCUCCCCCGGCGGCUCCCCCAAGGGCUCCCGGCCCGGCUCGCCGCUGCCCACGCCGCAGGCGCCGCGGGUGGACCUGCAGGGCGCCGAGCUCUGGAAGCGCUUCCACGAGAUCGGCACCGAGAUGAUCAUCACCAAGGCGGGAAGGCGGAUGUUUCCUGCAAUGAGAGUGAAGAUCUCAGGUUUAGACCCACAUCAGCAGUAUUAUAUUGCUAUGGAUAUUGUGCCAGUGGAUAACAAAAGAUACAGGUAUGUUUAUCAUAGUUCCAAGUGGAUGGUGGCUGGCAAUGCUGACUCCCCGGUGCCGCCUCGUGUUUAUAUUCACCCUGAUUCUCCUGCCUCGGGGGAGACGUGGAUGAGACAAGUGAUAAGCUUUGACAAACUGAAGCUUACCAACAACGAGCUGGAUGAUCAAGGACAUAUUAUCCUUCACUCUAUGCAUAAAUACCAGCCUCGUGUGCACGUCAUCAGAAAAGACUGUGGUGAUGAUCUGUCCCCUGUCAAGCCCAUCCCUUCUGGAGAAGGGGUGAAAGCUUUCUCCUUUCCAGAGACAGUUUUCACUACUGUCACAGCUUACCAAAAUCAACAGAUAACUCGUCUGAAGAUUGAUAGGAAUCCAUUCGCCAAAGGCUUUAGAGAUUCGGGCCGUAACAGAAUGGGACUGGAAGCUCUAGUAGAGUCUUAUGCCUUCUGGAGACCUUCACUGAGGACACUUACAUUUGAAGACAUACCUGGGAUACCCAAACAAGGAAAUGCAGGUUCCUCUACUUUACUCCAGGGAUCUGGCAGUGGAGUGCCAUCUACCCACCCUCACCUUUUACCGGGUUCCCCUUGCUCAUCUCCAGCCUUCCACCUGAGUCCCAACACUAGCCAGCUGUGUACCCUUGCUCCAGCUGACUACACAGCUUGUGCCCGCUCAGGCUUGACCCUGAACAGAUACAGCACCUCCUUGGCUGAAACCUACAACCGGCUCACAAACCAGACCAGUGAGACCUUUGCACCCCCAAGGACUCCCUCCUAUGUCGGUGUGUCGAGUAGCACAACUGUGAAUAUGUCCAUGAGUGGCAAUGACGGGGAUGCAUUCAGCUGCCCGCAGACUGGCUUAUCCAUGCAGAUUUCAGGGAUGUCUCCACAGCUCCAGUACAUCAUGCCUUCCCCAUCCAGCAAUGCCUUCACCACUAAUCAAACUCACCAAGGCUCCUACAACACGUUUAGACUGCACAGUCCCUGUGCGCUUUAUGGAUAUAACUUUUCCACAUCCCCUAAACUGGCUGCCAGUCCUGAGAAAAUCGUUUCUUCCCAAGGAAGUUUCUUGGGGUCCUCGCCAAGUGGAACCAUGACGGAUCGGCAGAUGUUGCCCCCUGUGGAAGGAGUGCACUUACUUAGCAGUGGGGGGCAGCAGAAUUUCUUUGACUCUAGGACCCUAGGAAGCUUGACACUCUCGUCUUCUCAAGUGUCUGCACAUAUGGUUUGA